Penicillium samsonianum is the source of this 180-nucleotide messenger RNA. RefSeq lists its product as uncharacterized. The transcript has a single exon. The record is from RefSeq and is a predicted model, not a curated record. Bases 1 to 180 code for a protein of 59 amino acids. Lineage: Eukaryota; Fungi; Ascomycota; Eurotiomycetes; Eurotiales; Aspergillaceae.
AUGCCAAGACACCGCUUGCAACCCCAGCUACCUCUACGCACUCUGAUUGGUGGAAUCCAGAUUAUGCUUACCCACCCGCUCUAUUGUGAUUGGUGGACACCCCGGCAAAGACUGGGAUCCGGGGAAUCGGCCACGAGCUCACAAAAUUCCCAGCCGAAGAAGGCCAAGCGCGGUAAUUGA